Messenger RNA from Funneliformis mosseae, 950 nucleotides. NCBI's taxonomy places the organism in Eukaryota, Fungi, Glomeromycota, Glomeromycetes, Glomerales, Glomeraceae. The record is from the annotation of a GenBank genome assembly.
AUGGAUUUGAAUUCCAUUGCUUAUGUGGAAUCAGUUAAUUCCAACCUUAUAUGUUGUAUUUGUCAGACACCUUUCGUUGAGCCUGUAGUCAUAGAUAGCUGCGGUCACACAUUUUGCAAGGAUUGUAUUACUCGAUCAUUGUCAACUAGAUCUACCUGUCCGGUUGAUCGAUCUCAUAUUUCCAACGUUAAUGAACUUAAACCUGCUGCAAAAAUAAUUUUGAAUAUGGUUAAUGAAUUAUUAGUUUAUUGUCCUAAUAAAAAUGAUGGAUGUCUUUAUCAAGGACAACGUCAAUUAUUAAAUUUUCAUUUACAAGAAGAGUGUUUAUUCACUAAAUUAGAAUGUCGUAAUGAAGAAUGUAGAGAAAUGAUUUUAAAAAAGGAUUUAUCAAAACAUAUGGAAAAUUGUAUAGCUAGAAUGGUUAAAUGUGAAAGUUGUAAAGAAAUAGUUUCAUUAUCUACUUUAGAGGGACAUAAAAUUACUUGUCCUGUCAACAAUAUAGAAUGUCCUUAUUGUCAUACGACACGUAUUCAGCCAGAACAUACUUUACACCUUGAAGAAUGUCCAGACAAAUAUGUCACUUGUCGUCAUGCGGAAUUUGGCUGUGUUUGGGAAGGUCGUCAACAUGAUCUAUCAGUUCACAUUGGUUCUUGCAGUUAUGAACCAUUGAAAGAGUUUUUCAAGAUGUAUAAGCAACGUAAUUAUGCUCUUGAACAGGAAAAUCAGCAAUUAAAAACAAAAUUUCAAGAUCUUCGCAAUACAGUGGAUUUUUUAGAAGGUCAAGUCUCGGCUAUUUCUGAUUGGUUAUCAACCUUUAUGGAUCCAAAGGGAUUGGUAUCAAAUGCUGAAGGAGAGCCUUCAAUCUCAACAAUUCACGAAUUACUUUUAUCAGACAAUGAUCGUAUGAAAAAUGAAAUCGAAAAUUUAAGUGCUAGUUUAACAGAUUUAGA